Molecule: messenger RNA, 5071 nt
Organism: Myodes glareolus (Bank vole)
Lineage: Eukaryota; Metazoa; Chordata; Mammalia; Rodentia; Cricetidae
Source: RefSeq, a predicted model, not a curated record
AAAAGAAAGAAAAAGAAAAGUUCUAAAAGAAACACUGGUGGCUGUGAUGAGGAGAGACAGGAAGGGACAGGUGCAUGCGCCAGGGCGUCAAGAGAGCAGGUUGAGGACAGGGGGGAGAUUGCGAGAUUCUGUGUGUAUUCUCAUGCAUCUACGAUGGAUUGAAUGUGGACUAGAGGGAGAGAAGAAUCAAAGUUGAGGUCGGGGCUGGGGCUGUAGGUUAGUGGUAGAGCAUUUGCUUAGCAUCACGAGGUUCUUUCCCUCAUCCUCGGUGCCACCUGUCUGUCUCCUCCAAAGAAAAAAUCGGACUCCUGGUACAUUCGAUUUGAGCCACGAAAGGUUGUCAUUUGCUGAGAUGUAAAAACUGAGAGAGUAGUGGGGAAGUCAAAAUAGUAGGCAUUUGGACUCAGGGUCCUGAAGUCUCCCAAGGGAGAUGGCAAGGAGGCUGCAGGAAACAAAGCUGGAGUCUGACAGGCCCCAGGGUUCACCCUGGGAGCCAGGAGACUGAUGAGUGGCCGGGGUGGGAAGGAUCCGGGUGCCUCCUGAGCGAAGCAUGUUUCUGCAGGGCUCAGCGUGAACAAGAGCACAGAGUGCUAGAGCAGAGGCAGGGGGCUGGCAGGAUGGCGAGAGGAAAGGGGCAGGCAAGAGCAAUGGCCGCUCUGGCUGCUGGUCCACAGCUGGUGUCUCAUUUGAUUCCCACUUUCCCAGCUGAGGGACUGUGCUCAGAGGAGCUCGGUGGCUGGUGGUGAGGUAACAGCAGGCCAGAGCACUCACAGGACUCCCCUUGCCCCUGUCCCUUCCCACUCACAGGCAUUAGCCAAAUGUCCUUCAUGUGCCAGCUAUUCUACCAGCCCCUGGGGAGAUGAUCUGACAUGGCUUCUCAGUUUACAGUCUGCUAGGGAAACAUCCCGGUCUCAGAGCUCAGUGUUUCCCCGCUGUGGGGCAGAUGAGGUGGCUGUCCACCUGAGAAGUCCUGUCACAAAUACAAAGGUUGGCCGCCUCCAGCUGUGGGCCUUCAGCUAGCUGGACCUGAGGUUUCCAGCCAGGGAUAGAUUGCCUUGCUGGCCACAGGCAGUCCUGAUGCAGGAGAGCCCAUGGAGCCGACCACAGGGCUGUGUUUGGCUAUGGAGCUUCCUGCCCUUCUAUGGUCUUGCCUGACAGACUUGUUUUAUGCCUGAAGCCUUCCUCUGCCAGCUCCUACUUGGGUCCCCCUGUUAUUCAUGGGGUACCUUCAGCAAAGCCCCUUGCCUCAGCUUCCUGGGAGAUCCAUCCAAUAGUAGAGUCUCAGGCUUCAUGACUCCUCCCUCCUGAGCUACUCCCCUGUUGCAGCCUGAGUCUUCCCACAUGAAGAGCUUUAGUGCAACCAAUGCUUUGGAUGCAAGUGGUGGUUAAGGCUCUCUUCCCAGACAGCCCCCGGUAGGAGCAUGGAUUUCAGUGGGGGCACUCCUGGGUCCCCUGCAGGGUUUCUUGGAGAAAGCAAGGACAUGCAUUUUAAAAUAUGCUGAAAGAGAAAGUGGCGUGAGCCCAGAUCAGGCUAAGGAAGUACCGUGCUAUGCGAUAAGUAGUCUGGAGGCCAUGUGAGGGGCAAUGGCUGAGGUAGGUGGGAGGAGCAUGGAAGCCACCUCAGCCAGCUGCCCCCGGAACGUCGCUGUUUGUACAGAGUUAUUGAGUGAGCAGGACUCUUCUAGGUAUAUAUAUGUUGGCGAAGACCUUCUAGAAUUCAAAGUGGCCUCGGCCAAGAUGGGACUUGAGACCGGGAAAAAGGUGAAUGACUAACUAUGAUCUGUAUGUCUUUUACAGAAAGGAAGGCAGAGGAAGCCACGGCCACUAGACCCUGGCGAGGGCUCUAAGGACACAGAUAGCUCUGCAGGGCGUAGGAGCAGUGCCGGUAAAAGGCAUGGGCGCUGGCGGGGCCGUGCUGGUGCUGAGAGCCCAGGCAUGCCUGUGGCCAAGGUGGUGCGGGCAGUAACCAGCCGCCAAAGAGCUAGCCGUCGGGUCCCGCCACCCCCACCUCCAGAGGCACCCGGCCGCCAGAACCUGAGUGGAGCAGCAGCUGGGGAGGCACUGAUGGGGGCUGCUGGCUUCCCACCACAUGGAGACACAGGGAGUGUGGAGGGGGCCCCCCAGCCUACGGACAACAGCUUCACUCCUAAGUGCGAGAUUGUGGGCAAGGAUGCACUGUCAGCACUGGCCCGGGCCAGCACCAAGCAGUGCCAACAGGAGAUCGCCAACGUAGUGUGCCUGCACCAAGCUGGGAGCCUCAUGCCCAAGACUGUGCCCCGGCACUGCCAGCUGGCUGGCAAGAUGAGCCCUGGCAUCCAGUGGGAAGAGACUCGGGCCCAGCAGCCUGUUGGUGGCCCUCCAGUCCGCAUUGCCUACAUGCUGGUGGUUCAUGGCCGUGCCAUCCGCCAGCUCAAGCGUCUUCUCAAGGCUGUCUACCAUGAGCAGCACUUCUUUUAUAUCCACGUGGAUAAGCGGUCCAACUACCUGUACCGGGAGGUGGUGGAGCUGGCCCAGCACUAUGAUAAUGUGCGGGUGACUCCUUGGCGCAUGGUCACCAUCUGGGGCGGGGCCAGCCUUCUGAGGAUGUACCUGCGGAGCAUGAAGGACCUGCUGGAAAUCCCUGGCUGGGCCUGGGACUUCUUCAUCAACCUGAGUGCCACCGACUAUCCAACCAGGACAAAUGAGGAGCUGGUGGCAUUCUUAUCCAAGAACCGGGACAAGAAUUUCCUCAAGUCACAUGGGCGAGACAAUUCCAGGUUCAUCAAGAAGCAAGGCCUGGACCGGCUUUUCCAUGAGUGUGAUUCCCACAUGUGGCGCCUGGGUGAACGGCAGAUCCCAGCAGGCAUCGUGGUGGAUGGCGGCUCUGACUGGUUUGUGCUGACACGCAGCUUUGUGGAAUAUGUGGUGUACACAGACGAUCCCCUUGUGGCCCAGCUUCGCCAGUUCUAUACCUACACAUUGCUUCCCGCCGAGUCCUUCUUCCACACAGUGCUGGAGAAUAGCCCGGCCUGUGAGAGCCUUGUGGACAACAACUUGCGUGUCACCAACUGGAACCGUAAGCUGGGCUGCAAAUGCCAGUACAAGCAUAUCGUGGACUGGUGUGGCUGCUCUCCCAACGACUUCAAGCCGCAAGACUUCCUGCGGCUUCAGCAAGUCUCCAGACCCACCUUCUUUGCCCGGAAGUUUGAGUCAACUGUGAAUCAGGAAGUCCUAGAAAUUUUGGACUUCCACCUGUAUGGCAGCUACCCACCCAGCACCCCAGCCCUCAAGGCCUACUGGGAGAGCACCUAUGACAUGGCUGAUGGCCCUGGUGGACUCAGCGAUGUCUUACUCACCGCUUACACAGCCUUUGCCCGUCUCAGUCUGCGUCAUGCUGCCACUGCUGUACCCCCACAGGCCACUGCACUCUGCAGGUUUGAGCCCAGGGGGUUGCCGUCCAGCGUGCACCUGUAUUUCUAUGACGACCAUUUCCAGGGCUACCUGGUGACGCAGGCGGUGCAGCCCUCAGCCCAGGGGCCAGCAGAGACGCUUGAGAUGUGGCUGAUGCCCCAGGGGUCGCUGAAACUGUUGGGGCGCAGUGACCAGGCCAGCCGGCUUCAGAGUCUGGAGGUGGGACAGGUUGGCACUGAGUGGGACCCCAAAGAACGUCUUUUCCGGAAUUUUGGGGGCCUGCUGGGACCCCUGGAUGAGCCUGUAGCCAUGCAACGCUGGGCCCGGGGCCCCAACCUCACAGCCACUGUGGUCUGGAUUGACCCCACCUAUGUCGUGGCCACGUCAUAUGACAUCACGGUAGAUGCGGACACUGAGGUCACGCAGUACAAGCCUCCACUGAGCCGGCCGCUGCGGCCAGGAGCCUGGACUGUUCGCUUGCUUCAGUUCUGGGAACCCCUGGGUGAGACCCGCUUCCUUGUGCUGCCGUUGACCUUCAACCGCAAACUACCUCUCAGGAAAGAUGAUGCCAGCUGGCUGCACGCGGGACCACCCCACAACGAAUACAUGGAGCAGAGUUUCCAGGGCCUAAGUGGCAUCCUGAACCUGCCGCAGCCAGAGACCAUGGAGGAGGCUGCCAAGAGGCGCACAGAGCUCACGGGUCCUGCACUUGAGGCCUGGACAGAUGGGGAGCUGAGUAGCUUCUGGUCUGUGGCAGGAUUGUGUGCCACAGGCCCCUCUGCUUGUCCCUCCCUGGAGCUCUGCAGACUGACGAGCUGGAGCUCUCUAUCUCCUGACCCUAAAUCAGAGCUGGGGCCUGUCAAAGCUGAUGGGCGACUCAGGUAGCAGGGCCCCAGCCGGCACAACCCGGAGGAGCCGGGGAAUUGCACCUUAUCGACAACGGAGGGACAUCUCUCCCACAGACAAGAACCAGAGGCCCAGGCAGUGUGCCCGUGUGAGCCAUCAGGAACCUGCACUGAGGGCAGGGCUGGUGGGUGUAGUGCUCACUACUGCUAAUGGCCCUGCAAGAGGUCAGAGGUCCACCGGAACCAUGAGGGGGGCGCUUCCUCUGCCCCUCUCUAGUUUGUACUUUUUUAAAAUUUAAAAUGAGUGACAGGGGGAGGAAGAUGUGCAAUAGGGCUCAGAGCAGGCCCAGGAAGUGGGCUGUGGCCAUGGGAGCACACCAAGCCCAUCUACUCCUGCUCUGGAGAGGCUUUGUCUGCCUCACCCUCCAGAGCCUCCAUCCCCAGCCUGGGCCGACGGGUUCCCAGCUGAGGGUCUUGAGAGGCACAGGUGUCCCAUGAGGCUCCGAGGCCAGGAGCACAGGUGAUUCGGGGGCUCCUGUGGAGCUGGGCUCCUGUGGGACAGCUGCUCGCUCAUCUGGUAGCCAGGAGACCCUAGGGUAGGGGUGGGGCUGGCUCUCAGGCUUUCCAGCACACCCUGCCCUAGUAAAUACAGGGCGUCAGAGCCUGCUGAGAUCUGUGUGGUUUCCCACGUGUGUCCUGGAGGAGGGAGCCCCACUGGCAGCGCGGGAAGACUGUCAGGGCGCUCAGAAGAACUGGGAGUCGCUUUGUGCCUGAAGCUCAGUGUGAAGUCUGAAAUAUGCAACAGAGGAAAUAUAUCUCUAUCUCUCCACACUGAA